Messenger RNA from Cherax quadricarinatus, 522 nucleotides. The record is from RefSeq and is a predicted model, not a curated record. NCBI's taxonomy places the organism in Eukaryota, Metazoa, Arthropoda, Malacostraca, Decapoda, Parastacidae.
AAUUGUUAAUACAGCAUGUGUUGUUUUAUCAGAGAAUUAUAUUUGCAGGUAGGAGGAGAGGCAGUGUUGGUGGUAGCUGCGACCAGUCAAGCAGAGAGUGUUGGCCACAAGCUGCGGUCUCCUGCCGCACUCGACAAGCAGUUAACGGUGCCUCUGCCCAACACAUGUGAGAGAGACAGUAUAUUACAACAGCUUCUCUCCUGCCAUAAACACAGUAUGAACCAAGGAGAAGUUACAGCGGUGGCCAAACAAGCUUAUGGUUUCUCCGGAGCUGAUAUGUGUGUGUUGCUCCGGUGUGCCUGGCUACACUGUGUGGCAAGACUACACCAGCAGAGUUGUUCAUGUACUGAAGGAGGUACACACAAGUGCUCAUGUACUGAAGGCGAUACACACAAAUGUUCAUGUACUGAAGGCGAUACACAGAAGUGUUCAUGUACACAAGAUCUUUGUUUGUGUCGGGAGGAUUUACUUGCCGGCCUCCGUAGUGUCUACCAACUAUCUUAAGACACAACUACUCAGCAG